Molecule: messenger RNA, 1331 nt
Organism: Hypoxylon fragiforme
Lineage: Eukaryota; Fungi; Ascomycota; Sordariomycetes; Xylariales; Hypoxylaceae
Product: Metalloprotease
Exons: 6
Coding region: 180-1040 (286 amino acids)
Molecular function (GO): metallopeptidase activity
Source: RefSeq, a predicted model, not a curated record
GCGUGGACGGAGCUAUGCUGCAGAUGUCUCUCUGAUCACCGAGGCGUUAUCUGAGCCCGCGGGUUAUAUAAACCGCACAGGAGACGCUCUCUCUAACCUCAUAGCCAACCGCAACCUUCAUCCUCUUCUAGUCAUCAUCACAUACUCUCGCUUUUGCCUUCGCAAAUCAUAUUUUCGCCAUGUUCUUCAAGUCCAUCGCCACCGCCGCCUUGCUGGCCUCCUCCGCCGCAGCCCACUACAUCCUCCCGCGGGAGAGCGGUAACUACACGACGAGGCUAUGCGGCACCCCUGAGCCGACGGCGAAGCAGAUCGCCGCCUCAGAAGCCUUCCUUGCCCAGGAUCGGGAGCUGCAAUUAAAGGGCGAGGGUCGCGCCCUUAAGGCUUUUAGCGUGAACCUUUAUUUCCACGUUGUGGCCGCUUCUCGAACGGUCGCAGAUGGGUACCUGACCCAACAAAUGAUCGACGACCAGCUCCAGGUUAUGAACGACGACUACGGUGUUCACGGCAUUACCUUCAACUUGGUCAGCACUGACUGGACUGUUAACACGAACUGGGCUGCGGAUGGGGACGAGCUCGCGAUGAAGAGGGCGCUUCGAAAGGGCACGUACUCGGACCUCAACAUCUACCUUCUUGGAAACUUGGGUGGUGGCUUGCUUGGUUACUGUUACUUCCCGGACGACGUUACUUCUGGCUCGACAGAGUUCUACCAGGAUGGAUGCACCGUCCUUGCGAACUCCGUUCCCGGUGGGUCGGCAGCACCCUACAAUCUCGGCGGCACCGUUGUUCACGAAGUUGGCCACUGGAUGAAUCUUUACCAUACAUUCCAGGGUGGCUGCGGUGCCACCGGAGACUCCGUCGCCGACACUCCUCCCCAGGCAUCCUCCUCCUCUGGCUGCCCUAUCGGCCGCGACAGCUGCCCCGGAGGUGGUGUUGACCCCAUCCACAACUACAUGGAUUAUUCUGAUGAUGCUUGCUACGAGGAAUUCACCGCCGGUCAGGAAGAGCGCAUGUACAGCGCGUGGUCGAAUUUCCGUUCGUAGAUAUUCCUCCGCAAGGCUUAGUGUCUCAUUGUAUAUGAACGGCUGUAUGGAUUGGGUAUACGAUCUAUAUACCUAGUAUACUUCGAGCCAAACCCUCUUGGCUGCCGCUAAGGGGCUAUAGAACACCAGCUUAUGAUACAGUUAUAUGCCCAUUAGGUAGGUACACUUACAAGAUGGCGGAAUACUUAUGAGCGUGUGUUUUGGAUAUCUCACAACCAGGUUCCGAUGUAGAUGCCAUAGCCAAUUAGCCUAAUUCAACUAUUCUAGAGCCUAGGCCGAUUAUGUCCAUGA